Molecule: messenger RNA, 525 nt
Organism: Fusarium tjaetaba
Lineage: Eukaryota; Fungi; Ascomycota; Sordariomycetes; Hypocreales; Nectriaceae
Exons: 2
Coding region: 1-525 (174 amino acids)
Source: RefSeq, a predicted model, not a curated record
AUGUCUAUGAACCCCGAGUCUGCUACUCCCCAACAGGGUGAGUUCCGAAGCAAGGUCGCUCCCGCUGAGCCCCUCACAACCAAGGGCCACAAGCCCGGAGUUCUCGUUGGCAACGACGCCGUCCCCGAGUUCCACGCCGAGCAACACCCCGCCGGCACAGCACCCCCCGAGAACACCUUCCAGCCCAACCCCGAGACCGAAGUCCCCGCGCAAGCCUCCGGUGCCUCAGGCGGCGUGUCUGCCUCCGCGACUCUCGGAGGCGCUACAUCAGCUGAUGUGCACACCGGUCUAGGCAAGCCUGCCGCUGGACAGACGAGCCAGGAGCUCCACGGCAAAGAGAAGAAGGAUCGCUCUGGUCUUACGGGUGUUGGUGCGAAUCCCUCUGAUCCUAUUCAUGAUAUGGGUGCGGACCGGGAUCAUCCUACGAACUAUCGUGGAAAGGGUGGUGAGAAUGCGGUGGAUUAUCCUGGUGCGGAGGAUAGAGAGCCUGUUAAGGCUGAGCAGGUUGCGAGUGAGCGCGCUUAA